AUGCGGCAUCAAGCUCGCCCCAAGAUGCGUGCGAUGCCGAUGGCCCUUCUGCUUCUUGCUGUGGUCCUUUUGCCGGGAGGUGGCUUCGUUUGUCCAGCUCUGCAUCGCUGUUGGGUCACGAAGGCCGCCCGCUCUCUGCGUGGGGCUUGUGGUGCUGCGGUGGCAGCAGCCCUGGUCUUGCUCGCCGCACCCGCGUAUGCCGUGGACGGUCGCCGCGUUUUUUCAGUGGGAGACUUGCAUGGGGACUAUGAGAGCACGGUGACCAUUCUGCGGUCUUUGGGCGUAAUGGGCAGUGACGGAGGAUGGACCGGUGGCAACAGUAUAUUGGUGCAGACUGGUGACAUGGUGGACCGCGGGGACGAGUCAGGCCCCAUCUUCCGUGCGCUGUUCCGGUUGCAGGAUGAGGCGCCUCGCGCUGGGGGCAAGGUGUUUUUGCUGAUGGGUAACCACGAGCUCAUGAACCUGCAGGGUGACUUCCGCUACGCCACGCCCAAGGACACGGCCUCGCUGCUGGAAGGCGGGACAGAGUCCAGGCCCCCAGGCCUGGCCGAGCGCGCGGAGGUGUUCUCGCCCACGGGGUGGCUGGGAAAAGAGGUGCGGAGCCGCCUCCGGGCCGUGGCCUUGGUGGGUCCCGAGGAGGGCCUAGAGCGCUCUGUCCUCUUUGUGCACGCCGGGCUGCUGCCAGGGCUGGUCCCAGACUCGGACUCGAGCGGAAAAGCUGCUGAGAGCCGGCUGAAUUCGGCGCUGGGGGCGCUGGUGAAUGCGAAGCUGACAGCUGAUGAGCCGCUGCUGGGGGAGGACGGGCCGAUGUGGACCCGACGCUUGGCCCUGGGCCCGGAGCCAGCGGUGUGCCGGGAGGUGGACGAGACGCUGCAGGCCUUCGGCGCCAGUCGCAUGGUGGUGGGUCACACCGCCCAGGCGGACGGCAAGAUCCACGAGCGCUGCGGCGGUCGCUUCGUUUUGGGCGACUCGCUGAUCUCGAGGUUCUACACGGGCACGGCACAUCCCUCGGCCAUCGAGUUCUUCCCAGAUGGUUCGGCCACGGCGCUCUACCCGGGCAGACCGUCCUCUCCGCUGAUGUCUUUGCCAUGA
Effrenium voratum is the source of this 1092-nucleotide messenger RNA. The record is from the annotation of a GenBank genome assembly. NCBI's taxonomy places the organism in Eukaryota, Dinophyceae, Suessiales, Symbiodiniaceae.